This is a messenger RNA of Acanthosepion pharaonis, 4557 nucleotides long. NCBI's taxonomy places the organism in Eukaryota, Metazoa, Mollusca, Cephalopoda, Sepiida, Sepiidae. The record is from the annotation of a GenBank genome assembly.
AUGUAUCCUUCUCCCAUCUCUGCCAGCCCCCCCCAUCUACUCUUCUCAUUCAUUCCAGCUGAGCUGUCCCUUCUUUCAGCUUUCUUGCUCCCACCUACACUCUUUUUCAACCUUCCUCUUCUUUCUGCUUUCUCACCCCACUACCUUUCCUCCUCCACACCCUCUUUUUCCUCCUCUAAUAAUAGUAAACUACCAAAUCCCCGCAUUGUUGAACAUCCUCAGGACAGUUAUGUUGCCAAAAUGACACCAGCCAAGCUGAACUGUCGGGCAGAGGGUGACCCCAAACCAGUGAUCACAUGGUAUCGUGAUGGUGUAAAAGUGGUUACAACUGAUAAGGACCCUGAAUCAAAUAAAAUGUUAGUAGACGGAGGAGCUUUAUUUUUCCUACAAAUCAUCCAUAAUAAGAACAACAAACCGGAUGUUGGUGUCUACUAUUGUAAUGCAACUAAUAUUUAUGGGAGUGCAAUUAGCAGGAAUGCUACUUUGAAAUUGGCAGUGCUCCGUGAUGAUUUUAAAGUGAAUCCUGAAGAUACAAUGGUUGCAGUUGGGGACACAGCAAUUUUAAAAUGUCAGCCCCCAAGAGGAGAACCAGAACCACGAGUCAUCUGGAGAAAGGACGGCAGUAGACUAGCGACGAAUAGCCGUAUCACUUUAGAACAAGAUGGAGAUUUAAUGAUAUCUUCUAUUGAGAAAGUCGAUGCUGGUGAAUACACCUGUGUUGCUGUUAAUAAAGCAGGUGAAAGUGAAAGUCAAACGGCAAAAGUAACCGUUUAUGAGAAGCCACGAAUAACCAUCCAACCAAAGGACAAAGUUGUGGAAAAAGGUAAAAAUGUAGAAUUAGAAUGCCGAGCAAGAGGAGAUCCAAAGCCUGUUAUUACGUGGAGGAGGGAAAAAACUAACCUACCACCUGACAGAUCUCAUGUGUUGGAUAAUGGUAAUUUAUUGAUUGAAGAAGCCGAAGUGAGUGAUGAUGGUUUAUAUAUAUGUCAAGUCGAAAAUUCAGUCGGAGUAUCUGAAGCUGUUGCUAAGCUAACUGUACACGCUGUUCCUGAAUUUGUUAUAUCUCCUACAAGUAAAAUGAUCGGUCUUGGUCGCACCUUGUCCUUACAAUGCGUUGUAGAUGGAAGUCCAGUUCCUGCAUUGUACUGGCGACAAGGAACAGAUCAGAAUUUGAUGUUUCCAAAACGUGAUUAUGGCCGAUUCUCUGUUGAUGAAAUCGGAACUCUGCGAAUCCGUCAAGUACGGUUUGAAGACGCUGGAGAGUACACCUGUCAUGCUUACAAUGCUGCAGGCAGUAAAGACAAGAAGGUCCAUAUCACAGUCAGGGAACUUGAUCCUGAAAUUCCUGAUAAUGACUUGCGCCCACCGCCAAUCAUUAACAUGGGCCCACAAAAUCAGACUUUACAGACCACAACGGGCACCGUUUUGCCAUGUCAGGCACACGGAGAUCCGAUGCCCGCAAUCCAGUGGCUUCGGAACGGGCGACCCCUACAAAUGAACAAUCCUAGGCUGAUGCUUUUGGGAACUGGAUCCCUGCAGAUAUCUGAUCUUCAGGUGUCGGACACUGCCACUUAUACUUGCCGAGCUGUUAGUGAAACAGGAGAGACCACAUGGAGUGCAACUCUCACGGUCCCUGCUCCUGGAACUCCGGGUGUCCAGUAUCAUCGUGCACCAAAAUCAUCAAUGUUUCCUGGUGCACCAUCUCGCCCUGAAAUCAGCACUGUGACCGACACAACCGUUCACUUGACAUGGAAUCCAAGUUCACAUAAAGGUGGAUCUCCAAUAUACACAUACACAAUAGAAUAUUUCAGUCCACAAACUGGAAAGGGUUGGGUAACUGCAGCUGAUGAUAUAUCACUUGAAAGUUAUACAGUACGCCAUUUAAAACCCAAUAAAAAUUAUGUGUUCUUAGUUCGAGCCCGAAACUCUCAUGGUAUCAGCGCCCCUAGUCCUUUGUCGAGAAUGAUAGAGACCCAAGGUCGAAGAGGAAGUGCCAUGUUCACACAAGAAGAGAUUGAGCAACGUUUGCGUGGAAUUGUUGUUAAUCUUCUCCAAGGAGAGGCUUUUGGACCAUCAGCAAUUAGAGUAUAUUGGCAGGUAAUGAAAGGACACAAUGCAAUUGAUGGAUUCAAGAUCAAAUAUAGGAGAACAAAACACAAUAGUGAGAUUCAUACUAUAACAGUGGAGGAUCCAACUGCUACUUCCUAUCUUAUUGAAAACCUUUAUAGCCACACCUGGUACGAAAUCUGUAUUCGUGCCUAUGGGGGAAAGGUGUUUUCGCAGUGUAGCAAUCCCAUCAAAGUUCACACAAAUGAAGGAGCCUUGCCUGCUGCUCCUGAAAAUAUUGUCAUGCACUGGUUAUCAGACAGCAGUAUGUCUGUCCGAUGGUCUCCACCACCUCGACCACACCGAUACGGUGACAUUAGUGGAUAUGUGAUUCGUUGCUAUGGAGAAGAUAGAAAGGACAACUGCAGUCUUAGUACCAAUUCCACUGUGCAAAGAGUUGUGCUAGAACGGCUGAAUCCAUCAUCGACCUACAUGCUGCAGAUUGCUGCAGUUACUGGCAAGGGGACUGGAACGUGGAGUAAGAAGUUCUAUAUGGUGCCAGAAAAACCCUCCAUCAUGAAACAGCCAUGGUUUAUCGGAAUGCUGAUAGGAACGAUUGGUGGAACAUUAUGGAUUGCACUAUGUAUUGUCAGUAUUUGGUUGUGUCGUAAAAAACACACCCAAAAGAAAUUAAUGGAACAGAGUGGCAUGUAUAGCACUCCCUUGCAAAAGCAAGAUGAACAAGCCAGGAAUGCAAAUCUAUUGUCCACCGAAAUGUCACAAAAAGAGCCCAAUAUGGUUGGCAACAUGGCUGAAAUGGGCAAUUUGCAGCCUGAUCUUACCAACAUGCUGGACCAGAGUGAAAUGAAAGAUCAGAAUUUGUACAAUCGUAUCAGCAUGAAUGUUCCACAAAUGAAGACAUUCUACCAAAAACCAAAUCCUGUACCUGCUGUAGCACCAUAUGCAACCACCACUUUGAUUAACACUUCCAACCUUCUUGGCAAACCAUUGCAGGGUUCGCAGAGUGCAUUUCGUCCAAUUAACCAAGGAUACAUUCAUCAUGGAGGAAGUGGAUCAAGUGAUAGUUGCUUGAAGCCAGAUAUGGGCAGCAGUGACACAGACAACAGUCGGCCAAAUACAGAUAUUUUGAUGGACCAUGAAAUAGCAAGCCCAGGAAGUGACAGUGGCAGUUACACAGCUGAUGAGACUGGAAUGCCUAUCAAACGAGGUCGACGACUCUACAAACCUUGUGGGACAUUGGGCAAACAGCCUAUGGUCAACUGGGCUGAGCUUCUACCGCCACCCCCUGAGCACCCGCCACCCUGCGAAAUGAUGUCUCCAACAGAUUCACCUGUGAACACCCUGCAUCGAAAUCCCAACGUCCAGUCCAUGAGUGGGGGAGGGCUAAUCUCCCCGGUCUCCAAAAUUUCGGCUUGCUCAUGUCCAGUUCAAUAUAGUCAGGGUCCAUACAUUGCCAGAAAUAAUAUCUAUUCAGACACAGAGCAGUCAAAAUACGCCAAAAUCCGGGACACCCAUCCGUAUUCUACGAAAACUUUGAGUGAGCUCCGGACUCAGUCCCCUCGUGGAGACCUACGGGCUUAUUCACCCCGAACCACCGGCUGCAUUCAGCAGAGCACCUGCUUGGGACACACUCCACGAUGUUGCCAUAGUGACUGCGAACAAAGUAUAUAUGGUCCUUCUUUGAAAGGGUACCGGCUCCCUUCAGAGGCUGAAGGAGAUUACCGUUAUAUCAGCAGUGAUCCCGAACGUGGGCCAACCCCACCUGUCAGGAUGCAUUCUACCAAUAUGGUGGAUCUGAUCGAUGGACCACACAUGGACAGGGCUUGCCAAUCGUCUUUACCCAGUCUGGCUAAUGAGUGCAUGCAGUCACCACUUUACCCGGCUAGGUUGGAGGUAACAGCAAGCGGCCCUCAUCUAAAUGUUGAUUUUGAGGGUUACUCACACAACCCAGACUCACCGGUUUCAGAAAUACCAGAUUACGCUGCUUCUAUGAUGGCUUCUUGGGCUAGUGUGACUGACAACAGCAACACCAGUUGUAGCAGCAUUCGUUCAAGUGCUGCCAGUUCUAGUGACGGUUCCUUCCUCACAGAAGCUGACUUUGCCAGCGCCGUUGCCAAAGCUGCUGAACUGUCAGGUCUCACUGUCGUUGGAACAACUGUCUGUGAUCCUAAAGCUGGCAAGAAGCAUCAUUCUCGGAGACAUCACCGAGCCGCACGUCCUACCAGUCCUUAUAGCACUGACAGCAACUUCAGUGCCGUUGUACAUAAACCCUAUCCCAAGUCACAGCGCAAGAAGCAGUUAUUGGAGCAAGGUAAUAAAAAAUUAUCCUCUGCUCGACAACACCAGCACAGUCUGCACCAUAAUCACCAGCAAAAUCCUGAACAAGAACCUUUGUUGGCCCCUGAACCCUCUGCUCCCCCACCAGGCUUAGAUGGGGAUAAAGAUAUUGAUGCCCAAAACAACACAUUGAUUUCAUCCAGUGGUGAGUAG